Kockovaella imperatae is the source of this 2376-nucleotide messenger RNA. RefSeq names its product nuclear pore protein 84/107. Gene Ontology annotation, cellular component: nuclear pore outer ring; nuclear pore. The transcript is spliced from 13 exons. Gene Ontology annotation, molecular function: structural constituent of nuclear pore. The record is from RefSeq and is a predicted model, not a curated record. Gene Ontology annotation, biological process: regulation of DNA-templated transcription; post-transcriptional tethering of RNA polymerase II gene DNA at nuclear periphery; mRNA export from nucleus. NCBI's taxonomy places the organism in Eukaryota, Fungi, Basidiomycota, Tremellomycetes, Tremellales, Cuniculitremaceae. Bases 1 to 2376 code for a protein of 791 amino acids.
AUGGCAGCUGCUCCAUCUUCUCACUUAUCUGCAUCUCAGUCCUUUGCAAAAGUGUUCUCCUCAUAUCAUGAACAGUAUGCCGAAGCUGGACCGUCGAGCGCUCAGCUCGAUACUCCAAUACGAUACGAUGUGGUUUUGGACGAGGAGGGAGGAUUAGUGACCUCUCUCAUGGGAACGCUGGAGCAGGCAAUCAUUAUAUCUCUGACUACUCACAGGCUGCUUCGCGAGCUGGCAGCUAGCGACGAUGGAGAAAUGACCGACGAUCUAAAAGAUGCCUUAAUGAACGAACAUCGGACAUGGCAGCUGGUCAGAGCAGUGUACGACGUUCGUCUACAUCGUGCGGAUCCGGCUUUCGUCCGUGUAUCCGCCAAAGCUCAUCUCGCUCAAAAUCCAUAUUCCUCUCCUGAAGAGUUGACCCAAUACAUGGUCAAUGAGGAUUCCGAGCUCAGUCUCCUAGCAAUGCUAGUGGACCACUUGCAGACCCGUACUUUACUGGAUCAAGCACCUCCUCUCGAAGCGCGUCACGGAUACCUUCCUGCAACAAUUCGGCGGGCCAAAGCGACAAUGCUCUCUGCGACACAUCGUCAGAACCCGUCCCUCGAUCCUGAUUUUACUCUCCGAGACCCUCAUGGAUCACACCUUGCGGGUGAAGAUCAGACGUAUCAGGUACCUCUGCUCGAGACAUUGUGGGAUCUCGUUCGGCAUGGAGAGCUGGAUCAGGCGUUGAAAAUCUGUGAGGAAGGCGGUGAACCAUGGCGGGCUGCUUCCUUGAUGGGCGGAAGGCGAUGGAGCAUGGGAGGGAUGACUCAAGAUUCCACAACCGGCCCGCUUGAGGGCAACAGGACGAGAAAUUUGUGGAAGAAAAGCUGUAGAGCGAUAGCGACUAAUCCAACGUUGAGCACUGCUGAAAGGCGACUCUACGGCGCGCUCAUAACACACCUUCCGACCCUUUUACCCGCCUGCGAGACGUGGGAAGACCACCUCUGGGCACACAGUCAAGCAAUGAUGGAAUCGCGCCUAGACCAGAAGUGGAAAGAUCUGGCUGGGUUCUGGGAGCAACAAGAACAGGUUCUGGGAGUGGAUGAUGGAUCCCAAGUCAUCCAAGGAGGGAUUGAUGAUAUUUUCGCUCGUCUAGAUGAUUUUGGUCGCGAAGAUAUCCACUCGUCGUCUCUGGAUCCGUACCGCGUAGCUCAGAGAAUGGUCAUUCAGGGUAGAGCGGAUCUCUUGCUGGAUCAAUUUGCCACGCGUUUGCCGGAGAUCGAUACGGUCAUGGCUCCGGAGUUGAUCGCUCCGCUCGUUCGUUUCUUCAGUCACCUUGUCCUUCUACUCCGCACGCUAGGUCAGCCUGUACCAGAUGGUGCAGCGAAUCUCAUUCUGGAGAAAUACUUGUCUAUCCUCAGACUCGAAGGCAAUGACAGUCUUGUGGCGAUGUACGCCGCUUGUCUACGAGAAGGCAGCGGCGAGGAGAGCUACGCGAGGUUCUUGCGAGGUAUGGAUCCCAAUGCAACCCGAGAGGCAAAGUAUGAGGCUUUGAAUCGAGCCAAGCUGCAUAAUCUCGAUAUUGCUGUCAUUGUGACGCAAACAGUCCGAAUGAUUCUUCAGGAGGCCUUUGCUUCCAUACCCGCACUGAGAGGCGACCAGCCAGAUCCGACUCAUUUGCGAACAGGACUGGACGAACGUGAUGUCUUCUUGAUACGAUCAUUGGAAUGGCUCACAAUGGUACCGGAUACAGCGGACGAGGCUUUAGUUCAGUCCAACGCAGUUGCUCGUUAUUUUCUGGCCCUGGGACAAACACACGCCGCUCAAUCCCUUUUCCGGUCUCUACCAGCUGGCAUCUCAACCAUCGCUGAGGAUGAAGACGGAGAACUACAUGCUCUCGAGCACGAUCACUUCCAACAGCUAUUCAACGUCUAUGCCUGUCAUGACUUAGUGGACGAGGUGCUAGCGAGAUCGCCCAAAGCCACCGCAACGAAAACAGAGCAUUUCAACUGGCGCAAAAGCCUUAUCACUGCCAUUGACAAGACGGAGAAUGCGACUGUGACACUGCUUACAUGCGAUUGGUUCCGCUUCGACCUGCGAGCAGAGCAACAACGCAUGAAAGAGCUCGAGCGAAUCCGCCAGAUCUUCGUCCCUGAUCUCACUGUCCGCUUACACGAUCUCCUCGUUGCGCACAAAGCACAUCAACCGAUCCUCCUACAACGUGCUUUGGACCUCAGCAAGGUCGUCGCGGCGGAGGAGUACCAUGUCUAUCAAGAGUUCUUUGGCAGGUCAGGAGGUGACCCAUACAGGCUAUCAGCAUAUCUUGAACGCAUCCGCGAGGCAAGUUUGGAGGCCUUGAAGUCGGGUAGCGGGGCUGCGUUUGUAGUGAAGGCUUGA